AAGACAAUUUAGUAGCUCGGAGACACUGGCGAGCGCAGCGCUGACGCUCACGAUUCCCCUUCACGGCCCCACAUUCAGCUGAAACGAAAUGCACUUGAAAUCCCCACUGAUUGGCCUUCUUAUCGUCUGCCUAGCGAUUGAGCUGCCCUCGCCCACCGCCGCUCAGUUCUGGCUGAAGCUGCCCGAACAGAACUGGGAGCGCGAGAUGCUGGCCACGCGAGACUCCGGCGUCUGCUACAAGGAGGAGAUAGUGGAAACCAUCAACCCGAAUGCGAGACUCCGUCAGAUCUCCUACUGCUGCGAGGGCUACGUGAACCAUGGCAGCCCACAGAACCUCAGAUGCCAGCCCAUCUGUACGGAGGAUUGUGCGAACGGCCUGUGCCUCUCGCCAGGCUACUGCGAGUGUGCGCCGGGCUACUAUCGUGAGGAGCGGCGGUGCAAGCGGAUGUAAAACGGAUUACACCAUUUAGACAAGGAAAAAUCAUUCAUUUAUUUCCACAAAUAGUCGAAGCUGUUCAUCCAUUUCAAUGUCCAUACAGAAGAAAUAAAAUCUAGUGCUACUUUUUGCAAA
Drosophila subobscura is the source of this 571-nucleotide messenger RNA. RefSeq names its product platelet endothelial aggregation receptor 1. Bases 89 to 451 code for a protein of 120 amino acids. NCBI's taxonomy places the organism in Eukaryota, Metazoa, Arthropoda, Insecta, Diptera, Drosophilidae. The record is from RefSeq and is a predicted model, not a curated record. The transcript is spliced from 2 exons.